Papilio polytes (common Mormon) is the source of this 2443-nucleotide messenger RNA. RefSeq names its product semaphorin-1A (gene Sema1a). The record is from RefSeq and is a predicted model, not a curated record. Gene Ontology annotation, molecular function: chemorepellent activity; semaphorin receptor binding. The transcript has 15 exons. Gene Ontology annotation, biological process: neural crest cell migration; negative regulation of axon extension involved in axon guidance; negative chemotaxis. NCBI's taxonomy places the organism in Eukaryota, Metazoa, Arthropoda, Insecta, Lepidoptera, Papilionidae.
GUCCGCCGCCGGCCGCCUUGUGCCCCGCUCGUUCGUGCUGCGCUCCACGCUUCGCGAGUGUUCCCGAGUGAUGUCGACUUGUGACUAGUGCCAUGAUCGUGCUCCGUUGUGCCCUGCUCGCGGCGCUGCUCGCCCUUGCCGCCGCCGCCUGGCAGGAGAACGUCAGGCCCAAAGUCUUCGCGCAAUUAGGGGUCGAUGACACACACAAGUUCCUCGGAAAUGAGACUCACACAGACUACUUUAGAUUAUUAUUAAGAGAUGGGAACUAUUUAUUGGUCGGCAGCAGAAACGUAGUGUACAAUCUCAGCUUGACCGACCUAACAGAGCAGCGCCGCCUGGUGUGGUACUCUCCAUCUAACGACGUGCAGAUGUGCGUCGUCAAAGGGAAAGAUGAGGAGAGCUGUCAGAAUUACAUCCGCGUGCUUGUCUCGCUGGGCCCGGGGCGGCUGCUGGUGUGCGGCACGAAUAGCUUCAAGCCGUUCUGCAGGGAGUACAGCGUGCAGCGCGACUCCUACCACAUGGAGAGAGAGAAAUCCGGCCAAGCGGUCUGUCCGUACGACCCGGAUCACAAUUCCACCGCAGUCUAUGCUGAUGGUGAAUUAUAUUCGGGUACAGUUGCUGACUUCAGCGGUAUGGAGCCCAUCAUAUACAGGGAACCUUUACAAACAGAGCCAUAUGAUUCUAUGACAUUAAAUGCUCCCGACUUCGUGAACUCCUUGGUGCACGGUAACUUCGUGUAUUUCUUCUUUCGGGAGACCGCUGUCGAGUACAUCAAUUGUGGCAAGGUAAGUACUUAAUUUAUCUCCUUCUAUUCUUCUUACGUAUUAUUAGCAAGGAGGGACAGGAUUAAAAAGUCAAUCACAUCUGCAAUUAUCUAAUCUAUUUGGAACACAAAACUCUUUAUGUUUAACUAUUUGUUUAUUUUUAAACUUUCAGAGUCUACAACAGAGCUUAUAGAGGGCGUGUAUGGGGGACUCAAUGCCCAGUUGAUCUACGGCACAUUCACAACGCCACCUAACAGCAUAUCUGGCAGUGCCGUGUGCGCCUUCAGUAUGCAGGACAUCGCUGACACGUUUGAAGGAACAUUCAAAGAACAAAGUGCGAUCAACUCAAACUGGCUACCAGUAAACAGUGCUAAGGUGCCCGAGCCUCGCCCCGGCACGUGCAAUAACGACUCGCGGCAGUUACCCGACCAGACACUAAACUUCAUCAAGGCACAUGCCCUCAUGGACGAGUCCGUCCCCACGUUCUUUGGGGAGCCGAUAGUCAUAAGAACGAGUUUUCACUACAGAUUUACGCAAAUCGCAGUAGAUCCUCAAGUGAAGACGCCAGGGGGGAAGGCUUAUGAUGUACUCUUUAUCGGCACGGACAAUGGCAAGAUAAUAAAGGCAAUAAACGCGGUGUCGUACGACUCCAACAAGCGCGCGGUGCCGGUGGUGGUGGAGGAGCUGCAGGCGUUCGGCGCGGGGUCGCCGGUGCGCGCGCUGCGCGUGGCCCGCGCCGGCCGCGACGCCGCGCGCCUCAUCGCCGUCUCCGACCGCGAGGUGCUCAGUCUGCGCCUGCACCGCUGCUCCAGCGACAAGAUCAGCUCAUGCUCAGAGUGCGUGGCGCUGCAGGACCCGUACUGCGCGUGGGACAAGCAGGCGGGCCGCUGCCGCGCCUUCUCGCACGGCGUCAGUCGCUGGCUCGACGACACCGCCUUCUACCAGAGCGUCAGCACCGGCAGCCACGCCGCCUGCCCGCACAGUAAGGACGCGAGCGCAGUGGGCGGGCUGAGCUCGGGGCUGUACGACGACGCGCGCGGCGAGAGCAAGGGCGAGGUCAUCAACAUCGUGCAGGACAAGGACGGCAAAGGAAACACUAACAAUAACGAAGGCCCCGAGGUGCUGGCGGCGGACCCCGUGCCGGCGGCGUACUCCGUGGAGACGCUGGCGCUGGCGGUGGCGGCGGGCGCGCUGUGUGCGCUGGGCGCGGGCUUCGCGGCCGGCUACCUGUGCGGCCGCCGCUGCCGCAAGGACGACGACGACAACAUGCCCUACCCCGAUACUGAGUACGAAUACUUCGAACAACGGCAGAAUAUCAACAGAAUCCAAGCUGAGCCGAAGCUCCUCCAGCAAGUGGAGGAGGUGACGUACGCGGAGCCGGUGCUGGCGCCGCAGCCGAAGCCGGCGUCGCCGCGCGCCACGCUGCGCAAGCACGCGCCGUACCACGCGCCGCACGCACCGCACGCGCCGCACGCGCCGCACACGCCGCACACGCACCCCAACAUGCACGCGCACCCGCACCACGAGACGCUCUUCCAGUUCCAGCCAGACAACUACCGCCGCGACAACUUCGGCACGCUGCGCUCCCACCAGGGCGACGGCUACCGGCGCGGCAACGACAACGGCUUCUCGACCACGCGCUCAGUGAAGAAGGUGUACCUCUGAGAAACGAGCGGGGC